AUGUCAUUUUUGAUUGGAGCAGAUGGUCUCUUGAGAGAUCAGUGGCCACGAUUCGUAGGGCGACCACUGCUUGACGAUCUUGAUGCCGAUACGGCCGAGUCGUGGCAGAUGGUUCCUGUCAGUGAACAUGACCUGGGUCUUUGGGCCAAGGUUGUUGGUGCUGGACAGGAUACUACGGGCUGCAAGCGGUUCCGUCUUGUGUACAAGACGAAGGAUGACAUCCAAGGUUUCAAUCGUCCGAGUGAGGUCCGCCUUCGCUUGCAAGGAGUCGUCAAGAAGUGGGAGCUAGGACCGCUUGGGGAUUGGGAAGGGUCCAAAUGCCUGGGUGCAGCUCAAAGGCUGGAGCUGUACGGUGAUUUUGCUCCUGAAGUUUUUGCUGUCCAGCUGGACGCUUUGUUCAAGCUGGUCAACUUUAUCGGCAGAAUGCUUCGUUGUGACCGCGUGUGCGCGGAUUACAGGAAUGAAUCCGUUCGUGCUGGGAGAGUGUGCUCAGCACUGCUGGAUGACGAUGAUCCUGAGUAUCUCGCUCGUCGUGUGCAGGAGGAAUGGGUCAUUACUCAUCGUCCCGGCUAUCUGUUGGAGACGGAUGACGGUGAUCUUGUUGAGACCACCCCUCAUGCAUUUCAUGUUGGCGACUUUGUGGAUGUUGCCGUCACUUAUGACAUUCUCACUCGGGUUGUCAGAGGCGUCAAGACAGCAGAGAUUUCCAUCGGAGUGGAGGAUGUAUUAAGGCUGCAUUCAAAGCAGAGUAUCAAGGUCAGCAUAGAUGAUUAUGUGACAAAUGCUUGUAUGCUGAUGGUAUUGCAGAAGAUUGAGUUUUCUUCGGUAGUUGAGUGUGUUGAGACCACGCAGACCUCUUCCGGGUUUGGUAUAGCGCGGGAGCGUGCGGUCGUUUAA
This is a messenger RNA of Phanerochaete carnosa HHB-10118-sp, 897 nucleotides long. RefSeq lists its product as uncharacterized. NCBI's taxonomy places the organism in Eukaryota, Fungi, Basidiomycota, Agaricomycetes, Polyporales, Phanerochaetaceae. The transcript is spliced from 4 exons. The record is from RefSeq and is a predicted model, not a curated record. Bases 1 to 897 code for a protein of 298 amino acids.